UCCUCCUUUUUUAUUUAAGCUUGUGCCUAAGCUGCCCAGGACGGAACAUAUGAAUACUACAAGCCACCUCUUCCAUGCCUCGCCUCCUUCGUCUCCCCCCCCAAUACUUCUCAUAAUGCUGUCUAAACGCAUGACCGCAAAUCCGGCGCGGCCGUCCAGGUACCGCGCCGGGAAGCCAACCGGUGCAUAUUCAUCGUCCGAAUCUGAUUCAGAAGUAACCAAUACCGACCCUGCGGAGCCACAACAGACGAAGCGGAAGAUUCCACCACAGCCAAAAGAACGUGGUGUCGGAAAAUCUACUAGCAACUUAAACAAUAUAGAGCGUAGCAAGACUCGGGACGAAACACAGGAGACGGGAUUUCGACAAUUCGAGGCUGCGAAAGCCGCGCGGCCUGCGACCGAUGAGGGAUUCAUCACAGAAGACAGCCAUGACAACGAAGAAGAUACCAGUGAUGAUAUCCGAGAGGACGAAGCAGAAAGCAGCGAUGAAGAGGCCCCGAGGCCACUAAUGCUAAAACCUAGGUUUGUGCCCAAAACCGAAAGACAAGGACACGCAAACGGGAUCGGAACUUUCAUCAACGACCCGGGGACAUCUUCUUUGAUUCUCGAAGAGACUCGCAGGAGGAAGGCUAUUGAUGAGAUAGUUGAAGAGCAAAUGCGCAGAGAUGUGGCCGCCCGCGCGGUCGGGAAAAGGCAUUGGGACGAUGCUAUGGAUGAAGAGGAUGAUGUCGACACCGGAGAUGAUAUUGACCCGGAAGCCGAAUUUGCUGCGUGGAAACUACGUGAAUUAAAAAGGAUCAAGCGAGAGCGUGAGGCCAUCGAGGCCCGCGAAAAGGACAAGGCUGAGGUUGAACGCCGGAGAAAUCUGACAGAGGAGGAACGAAAGGCGGAGGACGAGAUUUUCCUCACGAAGCAGAAGGAAGAGAAGGACGCGAAGGGCAAGAUGUCGUAUAUGCAGAAGUACUUCCACGGGGGCGCCUUUUACCGAUACGAAGCGGAGGCUGAAGGCCUGGCCAAGAGGGAUAUUAUGGGCUCGCGUUUCGCCGACGAUGUCAAGAAUCGCGAACUGCUCCCUAAAGCGCUACAGAUGCGUGAUAUGACCAAACUUGGAAAGAAAGGGGCGACGAAGUACAAGGACCUCAAGUCUGAGGACACGGGUCGGUGGGGGGAGAUUCGCGACCCAAGACUGGCCAGAUCGCUUGAUUUUUACAUGCCUAACGAUAAAUUCAAGACCGAUCGCGAGGCUUCUCUGGGAGGCGCAAAUGCCGUACCCAUCGGCGACAGAAAGCCAAUUCAGAGACAGGGUGAUGGGUUUCGUGAGAGUCACCCGCGAGGAAGUCGUCGCGAGGAUAGAUCAAGAUCCACGUCCGCCCGGAGAAAUGACAAACAGGACUACAACAGCCGGCGAAAGAGGGACUGGCCGCCAGAGACUGAUCAGCCCGACGAGAAAAGGAGACGGAGGGUAGAACAUAGGUAGAGAUAGGCCAUGAGUAAUUGACCGACAUGUUCGUGGCCACACAUUGGUGCCACCUAUCUAGAUACGCGAGGUCAGUCGCUUCCCGGUACACCCGUCAAACAGCCCAGAAACAUGGGCAUCUAUAUUCUCACAAUCUCGACUCUGGCUC
Molecule: messenger RNA, 1625 nt
Organism: Durotheca rogersii
Lineage: Eukaryota; Fungi; Ascomycota; Sordariomycetes; Xylariales; Xylariaceae
Product: splicing factor, Prp19-binding domain-containing protein
Exons: 1
Coding region: 50-1477 (475 amino acids)
Biological process (GO): mRNA splicing, via spliceosome
Cellular component (GO): U2-type spliceosomal complex
Molecular function (GO): RNA binding
Source: RefSeq, a predicted model, not a curated record